Pygoscelis adeliae (Adelie penguin) is the source of this 2340-nucleotide messenger RNA. It is a transcript of the gene EIF2AK2, whose product is annotated as eukaryotic translation initiation factor 2-alpha kinase 2. The transcript is spliced from 15 exons. Bases 222 to 1904 code for a protein of 560 amino acids. The record is from RefSeq and is a predicted model, not a curated record. Lineage: Eukaryota; Metazoa; Chordata; Aves; Sphenisciformes; Spheniscidae. Gene Ontology annotation, molecular function: ATP binding; protein kinase activity. Gene Ontology annotation, biological process: protein phosphorylation.
GCUUUCUAAAUCUGUCAUUCCAAGCAAUGAGUCUUCAAAAACAGUUGCAGAUCAACCACUUGACUUAGAAAUUAGAACUAGUUUUCCUUGAACUUUAGUUUACUGGCACCAGUUUUCUAUUUUUCAUCGCAGCAGGAUUAGGGCCUGUCUCUACUAUGCCUGGAGGCACAGACAUAUCUUUGAAUGUUGCUUUGCAGAACCGUUUUUGAGAUUGUGUCAGAAUGGAGCGUGAGUGUAUGGCCAAGAUCAACAGCUACUGUCAAAAGCAGAAACUUUCGCUGGUUUAUGCCGAUGUUGGGAUGACCGGCCCAUCUCAUGAUCCUGAGUUCACAUUUGUGGUUAAAAUAAACGAUGUAGAAUACGGUAGAGGCACUGGUAAAAAUAAGAAAGAAGCAAAAGCAGUAGCAGCAAAAAAAACCUGGGAAAUGAUUGAGAAACAGCCAGAGAGUCCUUCAAAUAUGCAAGCUACAAAAUUAACGACAACUCCAGUGACCUUAGCAUCUGUACCAGCCAGCGACUAUGUCAGCCUACUAAAUAUGUAUUCACAAAAGGCGUUGCUAAUAGUUGAUUAUCCUGCCAAACGUACGGGAGAUGCCCAUGCUCCCAUGUUUUCCUGUAGCUGUACAAUUAGUGGUUUUGUGUAUGGAAUUGGCACUGGAGCUUCUCUAGCUACUGCAAAACAAGCUGCUGCAAAACAAGCGUUUGAGAAGCUAAAGCAGCAAGGCGCUCUAACACUGGGAAGUGAAAAAACUAACAGGAAUUCUACAUUUAGUGAACAUAGUAAUUCCUCUCAAGUGCCAACUCAGUCUGACUUGGAUAACAGCAGUAUUUGCUUUAAAGACUCAGCUGCAAAUUUGGUAGAAAAAAUGAAAGACAUGGCAGUAUGUGAAAAGCCUUCACCUUCUCAGGGAAACGCACGAAAUUCUGCCCUGAAAUCUAAAAGAAAAUUGGCAGCUAAUUUUGAUAAUGCAAGAAACGAGAAAGAGGAAAAAAAAAAGUCAGAUUCAGAUGAAAGUUUGCCAGAUUUGGACACAAAGACCAGUGAGGAGAAUGGAAGUCCAUACACUGUGAAUGAAAGAUUUCUUGAGGGUUUUAAAAAUAUAGAGCCUAUUGGUGAAGGUGGUUUUGGGAAUGUUUUCAAAGCAACAGGAAAGCUUGAUGAGAGAACCUACGCAGUCAAACGAGUUCAAUUCAGAAGAAAUGUAAACCGUGAAGUAAAAGCACUUGCAGGACUUGACCACGAAAACAUAGUGCGGUAUUAUUGUAGCUGGAAAGGGUAUGACCAUGUAACGUAUCCAGACUCAAGGCAGAAGUCAGACAAAAAAAUUUCCUGUCUUUUCAUCCAAAUGGAAUUAUGUGAACAAGGGACUUUGGAAAACUGGAUUGAAAAGAAUGGACGAGACCAAACGUAUGAUCAGAUGGCACAAAACAAAUUUUUACAAAUACUGAAAGGAGUGAAAUAUAUUCAUUCUAAAGAGUUAAUUCAUCGAGACCUCAAGCCUCAGAAUAUAUUAAUAUCACAUGAAGAUAAAAUAAAAAUAGGUGACUUUGGUCUUGUGACUUCUGUGGCGUAUGGGACUUUGACUGAGAACAGAGGAACAAAAUCAUAUAUGGCUCCAGAACAGUGCGGGGACAGCUAUGGAACGGAAGUAGACAUUUAUGCACUGGGAUUAAUUUGGUUUGAAAUUCUUUCGGCGUUCAGUUGUCAUAGGAAAGCUACGAUAUGGCCUGACGUUAGAGAAGGUAAAUUUCCAGAGGACUUCACUACCCAAUUUCCAACAAAGGCACCCAUAAUCAAAAAGAUGCUUUCAAGAGACUCUUCAGGAAGAUACUCUGCAUCUCAAAUACUUGAGUUGCUUACGUCUGUUGAUAAAAACGACUUACUUAAACCUCGUACUCUGUAAAUGCCCUUUUAAAAGGCUUUCAGACCAUGUUUAAAUCCAGAGUUUGAUGUCUGUUGAAAUUGAUAAAGUAAAUGUCAGAAGCAACAGCAAGACUUAGGAUAUGUCUCCUCCUUGGUGCUUUGCCUUCCCGCCACUGAGGAGCUUGUCAGCCAAAACAGUCACAUCACCAUUCACGCCCAUCAGCUGCAGACCAGGACAGCAUACUUCUGCAAGGAAUCACUUGCGAUUUUUACCUGGAAACGCAGGUUGUGGAUGUGCUCGGUUAAAAGGAAUAAUACAAAUGAAUGCGUAGUAUUUUUUAUAUUCCUAUGGUAAUUAUUGCUGAUCUGCUGCAAGUAUUUGUUGCUAAAUAAGAAUCUGAUUUUACAUCCUCUUGUAAGGCCUGAAGUUGUUUUUUUCUCCUUAUCAUGAAUCACAAAUACACAGAGCAUUUCAC